UCCAGAUCGAGCUGAACCACAAAUCACCUCGCUCUUUGCCGGCUUUCUUACCACCUCAAACCGUCCAACUCGCUCGGUUCUGUCGACCUUGACAUUUUUCCUUUUGCUACGCACUUGUUCACCCGCCCCUCCCCUUCCCCCGGCGCCCCCAAACCUACUCGUACAUCAUGAGCGCAGACAAGGUCGCCACCGCGACUCCGCGCGCGGCCUCGCUCUCCGAAAAGGGCGACACUAACAUCCAUGUUGCGCACGCUGACGCGCCCGUCGAGCUGGAGCGCCGCUUCUCUUUCCUCGCAUGUCUCGGCUUGGGCUUCUCCCUCCUCAACUCGUGGACUGCUAUGGCGGCGUCGCUCUCGAUCGUCCUCAACUCAGGCGGCAGCGCGGCCAUGGUGUGGGGCCUUGUCGUGUCGGGUGCCGGCACUCUCUUCAUGGCCAUCUCGCUCGCGGAGAUCUGCCACGUCUACCCCCUCUCGGGUGGACAGUACGACUGGGCUUACGUAUGCGCGCCCCCCAGCAUCCGCAAAGGUGUCUCAUUCUUCACGGGAUGGAUGGCCUGCGCUGGCUGGACAUCCCUUUUCGCCGCCGCGAGCUCUCUCGGCGUCGCCUUCGUCACCGGGUGCAUCGCCAUGUGGAACGAGAACUAUGUGGCGCAGAACUGGCACCUCUUCCUCAUCUUCCUCGCCUUUGCCCUGAGCGCAGCCGCGCUCAACGCCUUCGGCGUCAAGCUCCUCCCCAUGAUUGACCGCUUCGCCGGCGUUUGGGGCAUGGCCGGCAUUGUCAUCGUCAGUAUCACACUCCUCGCCUGUUCCAGCGGCCGCUACCAGCCCGCUAAGAGCGUCUUUGGCACCCUCACAAACGUCACCGGCUGGCCCGAUGGGAUGGCGUUCAUCCUCGGUCUGCUGCAGAGCACGCUUGGCCUCACCGCUUUCGACGCCGCCUCCCACAUGGUCGAGGAGAUCCCGCAGCCUUCGCGCAACGCUCCUCGCGUCAUGGUCAUGGCCGUUGGCCUUGGUACCGUCACCUCGUGGAUCUUCAUGGUCGUCCUGCUCUUCUGCCUCACCGACUUUGAGACCGUCGCCGCCGCGCCCUACGGGCCCCUCCUCACGAUCUACUACCAGGCUACAGCGAGCCUGACGGGCUCCACCUGCCUCGUCAUCUUCAACCUCCUGAGCAUGUUCUUCUGCAUCCAGGCCGUCAACACCGUCGCGUCCCGCAUGGUGAUGGCUUUCAGCCGCGACCGCGGUAUUGGUCCCAUUUCGCGCUUCCUCGCCCCCGUCCACCCCCGCUUCAAGGUGCCCCUCAUGUCCAACGCCUUCAUCACUGCCUGGGUUAUCAUCUUCGGCUGUGUCUGGCUCGGCUCGACCGUCGCCCUCAAUGCCAUCCUCUCCGCAGCCAUUCUCUUCGUCCAGCUUUCAUACAUUGUGCCCAUCAUCCUUGUCUUCGUGCGUGGCGACAAGGCCUUCGAGGGUCACGAGCGCAAGUGGAGCCUCGGCAAGUGGCGCCGUCCCAUCAACGCUGGUGCCAUCGCCUUCGCCUCUCUCACUUCGAUCUGCUUCCUCUUCCCGCCCGCCAUCCCCGUGCUCUCUGGCUCGAGCAUGAACUGGGCCAUUCUUGUCCUGGCCAUCGUCAUGCUUCUCUGCGGCAUGACCUGGCUCCUCGACGGCCACAAGAACUUCCACGGCCCCCUCGACCUCGAGGAGCGUCUCCAGGACGGCAAGAACGCUUAAAUCUCUGUCGUGGGCCGAUUUCGCUUUCGUGGCGCCGCGUCAAUAAUAUUAGUUGUCAGAAGAAGCGGAGAGGACGGAACACAUUGUCAAUAGCAUCGUUGUACAGUUUGUCAGGGGAUGCAGUAGCGGUGAAUCUCAG
This is a messenger RNA of Cutaneotrichosporon oleaginosum, 1866 nucleotides long. Lineage: Eukaryota; Fungi; Basidiomycota; Tremellomycetes; Trichosporonales; Trichosporonaceae. The record is from RefSeq and is a predicted model, not a curated record.